AAAAGUCCGCCCAUGCAAUGAAAGGACCGCGUGACCAUGAAAUGGUCACUGGACCACGAAUGUUCUCCCUCAUUCACCCCUUUGUUUCUUUUUUUUUGGGUAAGAAAAAAGGAUCCGCCAUUAUUAUUUUUUCUUUUUCCGCCUCUCCUUGUUAUCUCGUUUCUUGUUCGUUUCUUCUUCCCUUUUGUUCUUGGAAAGAGUGAAAUUUUCCAUUGCCGCCUUUUUUUUUCUCUUUUCAUUUGUCACGUUGUCAAGAACUGCGUCCGACUCUUCCUGCUUGCAACCUCAUUCCAAACUCAGUGCACCGAAUCGAGAGACAAUUUAUCGAUCGACAAGUGGUGUGAAAGCGAUCCAAAGCUAUCCAAUCCAAGCAUUUGCAGCGAGAAAAAAAGAGAGCGAAAUCCUUUUACUCACAGAGGAAGAAAAGCAAGAACAACCACGUCUUACUUUUUUCAAUCUCUUUUUUUACACUUAUCAUCCCAUCAGAACAUGAUCAGGUUGCCAACUUCAAGUAUCCAGACUCAUUCAAUCCAUGACGACGUAUACCUAGAGGCAUUCCGAAAUCGCAGCUUAUCAUAUUCGACAUUUCUCUAUAUAUUCUUACCAGAAACUUAAACCUAUAUUUACGCUAUAUCCUUAUCACUCAAAAGAAGAAAAACAAAAAGAAGGCAUACGAAAGAAACAACUCGCAAAAAAAAACCAAAAAAACCACAAAACAAAAAAGACAAAAAAGACAAAAACGACUCAUAUACAAUAUUCCCCUUCCCCAUUUCCCUAACUUUUAUCACCCGUUCAAAGC
This is a messenger RNA of Radiomyces spectabilis, 799 nucleotides long. RefSeq lists its product as uncharacterized. The record is from RefSeq and is a predicted model, not a curated record. The transcript has a single exon. The coding region runs from base 37 to 615 and encodes 192 amino acids. Lineage: Eukaryota; Fungi; Mucoromycota; Mucoromycetes; Mucorales; Radiomycetaceae.